Messenger RNA from Cetraspora pellucida, 322 nucleotides. Lineage: Eukaryota; Fungi; Glomeromycota; Glomeromycetes; Diversisporales; Gigasporaceae. The record is from the annotation of a GenBank genome assembly.
UGGAUUCUAGUAUUUCUAUGACAGAAUCAGAAACUAGUAAUGAUCAUCCUCAAAAAAGGAAUAAACAAGGUGGGCCUGUUUUUAAUGAAGUGUGGGACUAUGUUAUCAAGCAUGAAAAAGUUCCUAAAGAUAUCUGUCAAUAUUGGCGCAAUAAGCUUAUAGAUGUUGAUAAUGCUUAUAAGAGAAAUUCUCAAUUACAAUUAGCCUUAUCAUCACAAGUUAGUGAUAAAAUUCUUUUAAGAGCUUGGAUAAUGACUAACAACCCAUUUGAAGUAAUUGAAAAUCCUUAUAUUAAAGAUCUUUUUAAAAGACUUAAUCCUGU